This is a messenger RNA of Ogataea philodendri, 1743 nucleotides long. RefSeq lists its product as uncharacterized. The coding region runs from base 1 to 1743 and encodes 580 amino acids. Lineage: Eukaryota; Fungi; Ascomycota; Pichiomycetes; Pichiales; Pichiaceae. The transcript has a single exon. The record is from RefSeq and is a predicted model, not a curated record.
AUGUAUGGGAAAAGAAGGAAGCAGGUGGAGUUAUCUCCGACGCGACACGAAAUUGCCGCUGAGAAACGCGACGAGGGCCAAAAUAAGCGCCAAACGGUGGCUGCACAAGAGCCAUCGGUGUUUGACUUUGUCGACGAAAUCGAGGAUCGUCCUCGAAUACCUCGAUCUCCACGGAGAAGGGUGUUUAACAAGGUAGAUAUCCCAAAAGUGCGUGCUUUGGAAGCAGAUGACUAUCUUGCAGAGGCUCCAAAGGAUAUGAGACCGCGUUGGAGCUCGAAAAGUGCAGUCAAGACGGAGAAACCAAGACCUGUGCCAGUAAAAAAGGCCGAGAUCUUACGGCCCCUGGAGGUUCAACCAGUUCGUGAAAAGCCUUCCGUGGAAACUGCUGGCUCUGAGAUUCUGUCUGACUUGUUUGACGGUCUGGACUCGAGCCCCACAAGAUCUACAUUGGAUAUCAAAAAUCUCAGGAGUUCUGACUCGAUAGAAACACCAGUCGACGAAACCGUUCUGGAAUUUGAAAUUGUUCCACACAUAGAGGUCCACACGAAAGAGGAACCCCAAGUUACCACUCCCUCCAAGUCACCUUCCUCUAGCCGCAAUUACGGGUCGUUUAGAAGUUUCCGUGCGGGAGAAGAUUUGAACGAGGAAACUGACCAACAGGCCAACGAAUCGGUCAGCUCGAACCUCCAGCCGUCAAUAGACCUCCAGAUGGCAGGAAAUAACAGCAAGUUUGACCAGGAGAUCCAGUUCAUCAUCGAGAUCGUUGGAUCUUCCAAGAGCUCGCUAUCGAGCAAAAGAAACGCAUUGCUCGAACUGGCUACCAAAACCAUUACACACCCAAAAUUUUCAGAUAGACUUAGAUCGCUCGACACUUCGAAGCUGAUCGAGGGAGUCAUACAGGAGGGGUACGAUAUGAUCAUGGUAUGCGCCUGGGUGUUUCUCAGACUGGAUGCUCCAGCGGAGCCAGUACGGACAAUCAUGGAACUGCUGCUUCCAAACAACGACAAUCUGGCAUCAACGUUACAGCAAAGUCCAAAACUUGGCAAGAUAGACAGGCUGGCCCUGGACGAUUGGACAGUUCAUCUGGACCACCAUACUCCAAACAGAUUGGCAUUGGUGUACUUGUUGCACCAAUCAUACGAAUUCUUAAUACAGGUUUGCAACCAAACGAUUUUGGUCCACAUUAUGGAGUCAUUCGAUCCCCAACAGAUCCAUAGCAUCCAGCUGGUUGAGCUGCUUGUGGACCAAGUUCGUUCGUAUCCACAGUUUCACCGAGUCGUACAAAUUGUCAAAAACUCCAUCAUUGGAAAAUCCGAUGGUCUUUCGGUUCACAUGCGUCUAGCGAUUAUUCUCACAUCCGACGAGCAGAACAACACAUUCAACGAAGAUUUGGUGGUACCACUGUUGGAAUUGGUGCGAAAAUCAGGUGUUCUUAAAGGAGACAUUGGCUCUGAAGAAGAUCAACAAAACAGUUUGUUCGCACUUGGAUUACUAUUAAAUCUGCAACAACAUAUACAAUGGCCCCCAAGCUCCAAACCUCUGUUCAAGGAACUCCUGGACUCGCUUCAAAUCGAAAACGACGCCCAGAAUGCUACACGGGUCCACGCUAUCGGCUACUUCUGUCUGUUGAUCGACACCGUGACGGAGACAACCAAGAAAGGCCUGGAGAUGUUCAACAACGCUGUUGGAGACAACGAGUUCCUCAGAACCAAAAUCGACACCAAAAUCAAGCAAAAGUGUUGA